Tremella mesenterica DSM 1558 is the source of this 540-nucleotide messenger RNA. RefSeq lists its product as uncharacterized. Lineage: Eukaryota; Fungi; Basidiomycota; Tremellomycetes; Tremellales; Tremellaceae. The record is from RefSeq and is a predicted model, not a curated record. Bases 1 to 540 code for a protein of 179 amino acids. The transcript is spliced from 2 exons.
AUGAGUAGACCAGGAGAAACGGUAGAAGAGACGGAAAGGAGGAUGUUGGAGGAGUUAAGACAGAGUUUGGGACAAUUGCCUGGUGCAAAUGAUACCCCCAAAGGAUCGACCCAAGGAGAUGAUUUCUAUCCUCCCCUACCCCUUGAACCACCUCCUCAGCCAAUUGGACUAUCAGAAGCGCCAACUGUGAGGACAGGUUCCGAAGGUUCAGGACAAACUCCACGACCCAGGGAGAGGAACGCGGAAAGUAGACUAAGUUUGGCGGGGAGCGAAGUAGUAGGAGGAACGGAGGAGGAAGCUACAACUCAGAAGAUGAUGCUGGCAAUAAUGAACAUGAUGAUGGAAAUGAAUAAAGAUAUGAUAGCAGAGAGGAAACAUCAAGAGGAGCAGGAGAAGAAGAAGGAACAAGAGACGGUUGGGGAAAUACUACAUUCAAAUCGAGAUACAUCACCAUCAAAGAAAACCCUAGUUAGAGUAACUACGUCAAAGUACGCCAUAGUUACACCCGCUUUUGACGUCUGCGCCCUCCUGUUUGGGUGA